AUGAAGCUUACAAUAUUUGUCGUUGGACCGACGCAAAGCGGCAAGACGGCCAUCGCGAAUAUACUCGCAGAUUUACUCGAAUCGACAUCGGCUCAGUACUAUCCGACACAAGGAGUGAGAAUACUGGAAAUCGAGAAAUCCAUAACCGUUCUUGAUGGCAAGAAGGGAAGGGCGAGAGAAGAAAACAUUCAAGUUGAAUUGUGGGAUACGAGCAGUGAUGAAAAGUUAGUACCGUCUAGAUCUAGUUGCAUCAUCCUUGUGAACCUGUGA
Messenger RNA from Synchytrium microbalum, 270 nucleotides. RefSeq lists its product as uncharacterized. Bases 1 to 270 code for a protein of 89 amino acids. The transcript is spliced from 3 exons. The record is from RefSeq and is a predicted model, not a curated record. Lineage: Eukaryota; Fungi; Chytridiomycota; Chytridiomycetes; Synchytriales; Synchytriaceae.